Messenger RNA from Pygocentrus nattereri (red-bellied piranha), 4280 nucleotides. It is a transcript of the gene nrip1b, whose product is annotated as nuclear receptor interacting protein 1b. Gene Ontology annotation, cellular component: nucleus. The coding region runs from base 629 to 3925 and encodes 1098 amino acids. Gene Ontology annotation, molecular function: transcription coregulator activity; signaling receptor binding. NCBI's taxonomy places the organism in Eukaryota, Metazoa, Chordata, Actinopteri, Characiformes, Serrasalmidae. The transcript has 2 exons. Gene Ontology annotation, biological process: regulation of transcription by RNA polymerase II. The record is from RefSeq and is a predicted model, not a curated record.
GCCGAGAGAAGGGGCGCGGAGCCCGGCGAGCCUCCGUCCGAAACCCGGGGCUCGUUUUCGUUCGUUUUGGACCCGUCUUUUGGACUGACAUAUCGUUUUCCCCUAUCGAGUACCUUAAACGUGCUCUCACACGCGAAAGGACACUUAAAGACUGUCAGUCAAAAGACUUUGGUGAAGGAUUUCCCCCCUCGGUGUGUCGAAGAAGAAGAAGGGGUUUGGGUUUAGCAGCAGGUCCCUUGUGGCUCAGUCUGAAGAGCAGGGGAGCAGAAAGACGACACACGGCCCCUUGGGCCUUGUGGCAGACAUCCCAAACAUCCAGCAGCAUGGAAUGCUUCAGCAGGGCAGUGAAGGGCUCCUGCUGACUUCUCACUGGCUGUGUUCCUAAGCCCACUCCAGAGCUGUGUGGGUUUAGUAGGUUUGUCACAAGAACAAAGAAAUGCCAGCUGGGUUGCCCUGUGAUGGCAUUUCUAAUGCCCAGUGCUUUUUUGAGUAAAACAUUCUGACUGAACGAAGAGGAAGUGUCCGUACCCCCCUUGGAGUUUUCUACACUCUUCAUACAUGGCACAGCAGUCCGUAAGACAUUUUCAGUAGUUAUCAACAAUCACACAAGAGGAGCCUACUAUUGAACAUGACUCAUGGGGAGGAGCCUGGCCCUGAGACACACCAGGAUUCAGCUGUUUUAACUUAUCUGGAAGGUUUACUAAUGCAUCCGGUUGCAUCUGGGCCUGGUGCCACGGCAACAAGGAGAUCAGAGGCUGGCAACAACGAUGGGGAGCCAGGAAACCAGGGGACCAGGGGCAUUCAGCUACCCAAUCACAGCUCAGGCCCGCCAGAGAAAGGCAGCCCUCCUGGAGCGGCCUCUCAGCACCUUAAAAAGGCCAGACUGCUGCGUUCAGGGGCCUGGAGUGAGACAGACAACCGGACGAAAGAUGCCCCCAGGAUGGAGGUGAAUGGGCAGGUCAAUGAACACCAUAAAGCAGCCCUGGAUAGUUCUGCACAGGGAGAGAGCACACUGCUGGCCUCUCUACUCCAGUCCUUCAGCUCACGCCUACAAACAGUGGCCAUGUCACAGUGCAUCACCCAGAGUCACCAACAGCUUGAUGGAGAGAGCAGCGAGAGUACUCCGAUUGACAAGGACACCUUCCAGGGCUACUGUACAGCCUCCAGUCGUCUCAAAGGCCUGAUAAGGAAAAACAAGCAACAGAGCCACAACAACGUGCCUUAUAGUCGCCGCAACAGCCAAGAUCGGCGCUCUGAGUCCCCUCGUAACUCACAGAGCUCUGCAUCUGACUCCAUGUCCUGCGCAGAGCGAUUGAAGGCUGUGGCCACACUAGUGAAGAGCAGGUCCAGUCCUGCGCCUUCCCCUAAGCCCAGCGUGGCCUGCAGUCAGCUAGCCCUGCUGCUGUCUAGUGAAGCCCAUUUGCAGCAGUAUUCCCGAGAGCAGGCCUUAAAAGCACAAUUAUCUGGCCGAUCAGCCAGCGAAAGGCUGGCAGCCAUGGCUACGCAGCAAACGAUGGAAAAGGGACCCCCCAGCAUGGGAGAGUCACUGAUUGCCCCAGACAUGCUAAGCUCCUUACACACCCUAAAUGGAACACUCCCCUCACCAACAUUGAAUUCCAGCAGGAGGAGUCCGUCACUAACCCCAGGCCGAAGCAUAUCAGCUGGCUCCCCUAGACCGUCUCCACAGCCCCUUAAAGAGAAACGCCCCUUUGACAGGCACAGCAGCCGGCCACCGCAGAACUGCAGUAGUUUGCUCCUGCUCCUCCUCAACAACCACAACUCCCAGAAGCAUCUUACCAAGAACGGUCACCUAGACGAUGACUGCACUGCCCCUGUCAGCCAAGCCUCCUCUCAUCAGUCAGACAGCGAGUACUCCAACCAGGAGAACAGCCUGACCAAAGACAGCAGUGACGCAGAGAGCUGCUACUCCAGCUGCUCCCCUAUUGACCUCUCCAUGAGGAGCCGAAUUUGCAGCCAAAAGUCAGAGCCCCCCUCCUCAGCCUCAUCUUUGGACAAGCUCACAGAGACACUUAUAAACAAGUGGAAGCCGGAGACUCCCGGGCCAAAGGUCCCUGAGGCCAGGGAGCUGGAAACAAGCCCAGACAUGAAAUCCCAUCAUAAGGUCACUCUCAUGCAGUUACUGUUGGACCGGAAAAAUAACGAGAAGGUAAACAAAAUUGCAGAUAAUCCAGAUUUGCAGCAUGACGCAACCCUUAGCAACAUGGCGGGAGGCCCUCUUAAACGUCUUGGCACAUUGGAGGAGAUCAGGAACCAGAAUGCUCUUGAGCGGCUGACAGGUAGGGGUCUGUCCACAUUCUCUCAUAGUAGGGAGACAAGCAACACUCCUUCUCCUUUCUCUUACUCUUCUUCCCUUGUUCAGUCCAGUCCACUGGACCUGUGUAAGUCUAAACCUCACACCAAUGAAAAAAUGCUGGAGCCUGCAUUCAGUGCCAGUAAGCUAUUACAAAAUCUGGCUCAUAGCGGUUUACAGAACCCAUCCCCUUCACCCCCUUCCCCCCAAGUCCACAGGCCCCCAAGCAAAAGGCAAAGCCCAGAAUGUGAACCAGACAGGCCUCAGUCUCUUCUUGACAGGCUAGUUCCUCCAAUCAAAAGGAACAAAACUCCUUUGUUUGAACCACCCCCUGCCAGUUUCACACUUUUUGGACGAGAGCGGUCACCUCCAGCAUCCACACAAAUUGAGAAUCUCCUGGAGAGGCGCACUGUACUGCAGCUACUGCUAGGCACUGCCUCCCACAAGGAGAAAUCCAGUGGGAGGAGAAGCACAGAGGCAGCCAUGGGAGCUUUUGAAAAGCCUCCUGGGGCCUCUGUCAUCUGUGACAGCUCAAACGGACCUUCAUUGAAUAUUAAGAUCAAAACAGAGCCAGGAGAGGAGAGUCUUCUCUCAGACAGCUCUGAUGAUGGAGGAUGCCGGUGGAGAUCGGGACAUGAGAGAUACAGUCCCCUUGCUGAAGCACACGACAAUGUCAAAGCGGAGGAGUGUCCCACGGAAGCAGCUGCUAAAUACGGCCUUCUCAGCCAGCUGUUGAAGCAGCAGACCACUACCUAUCACUCAAGUCCACGUACAGAGCCGCUUGUGAGCACAGUGAAGGAGGAGCAAAAGGAUUAUCAGGAGCCGCUUCCUAAAAAGAGAAAACUUUGCUUAGAGCUGGCUGAACACCUCAGCAAUGAACUCUGCACGAGACCGCUGGAUACUGUGAGUGAGCGCCUGGUGUCUGGAACACCUGAGGAACACAAAAGCAGAAGGUUACUGAGCCCAAAAGAAGAGGACCCUUUCAUCAAGAGUCCUGCGGGUAAAACUCCCACGAGAGACAGCCAAGGCUUCAAUGUUUUGAAGCAGCUCCUUUUGUCAGACAACUGUCUGAAAGAGCUAUCUCAGCCUCGGGGGACCCCCAGCCCUUUUCUCCCUCAGGCAAACUGCAAAGCCAAUGGGAACUUUUCUCAGUCCACUUACAAUCCUGAACUCAUGAACUUGCCAUGGUUCCCCCAGACUCUUAACUCAGGCACUGGUAAUCUCAAGCCACUUUCAUCCCCACCGGGAAACAGCACCCAAGGAUCACCCUGGGCUAAGGGCUCCCCCAAACCCAGUCCCACACCUGUGAAAAAAGAGUCAAAAAGCUCACCAAGGUGGGCGCUUGGUGGGGAGGAAUAUAGCCCUGAUUCUCCACCUCUAACGAGAUCAAAUCCUAUAUUGUACUCUAUGCUUCAAAGAGGGAAUGGUCAGCUCAGAAAAGAGAUGCAGGACUGCGUGCAAAGGACACACUGUGGGGUUAGAGUUAAAGAAGAGCCAUGUACCGAAAGCAGGUACCUUGAGCACAGACUGAGUGCCAUGCAGCACUCUCUAGUCCACAACGAGCGACAGAGUGGUGGUAUUGAGCACCUCAAUGGCUCGUUACACAAAUCGUAAACCUGAACUGCCAAAGACUGAGAUUUGUUUAAGUAAUGAGUGUGAGCUACUUUAUUAGUAUGGUUAGUGUUUUUUUUCCGUUUUUUUUUUAUUUCUUUUUUUUAAUGAUAAGCAUAUAAUGCACGUUAAUCCAAAAUCUGAUAUCAAAUCUGUUAACAUCACCUACAUUUUCCUCAUACUUCUGAGAAUUGUUUUGCCACCCAAGUGGAGACAUGUUGAGCAUUACAUUGUUGUUGGAAGAAAAUCUUGAAUCUCAAAAUUAGUGACUUUACAGGAGAAGGGAAAAACCAACUUUACUUUUAAUGCAAGUCAGUGGAACCAGAUGUUUUUCCAAGUCAUUUUGGGCUGUUUCUUU